GCUAGACUCACUACAUCGCCGGGAAAAAGGACAAAUAUGAAAGCUUUAAUAGUUAUUCUUCACGUUUUAUUCAGUUUAUUCUUUAUGCUGAACGUUACAUUUGCACUUCUACCAGAUGAGAAUUAUUACGAAGAUUACGUAUUGACUGAUUCAAACGGAUAUCCGGAAGAUAUUAGCGAGGAAUGCACUAAACCAGGAUCAAAAUUUCUUUUAAGCUUUUUCUACGAUGGAAAAUAUGAUGAUUUAUAUACAAAAAUUUUAAUGUUUGGAUUCUCACCAGAUUUCCACAUAACAGUUAACAAGAAAGAAUACAAUUACAAUGCUGUACCAAUUUCAGAUUUAUUUACUUCGGUCGAAUUCUUCCUACCGCUGAAUGAAGUGCCAGAUAAUUCAAUAGUAGAUAUGGAAUUAUUUCACGACACCAAAUUUAUAAAAAUCUGUAGAAUUGAUUUGUUACGAGUUACAGUUGACAACAAUAAUCCAUCGGAGCGUGAACAUGAAGAUUUUAAUAUACGUAAUACAGCAAUUAAAGAUAUAAGUCCGGAUGAGAUUGGAAUAUCUGAUGAUAACAACGAUGAUGAUAUUAUGAAAUCUGAAGAAAAUAUUGAACAGGUAGCUACGAAACAGCCUACUACAGAAAGGUAUUUAAUGCGUAGAUCUACCAGGCGUCCAAGAACCACUACGAAAAGGCAUACCAAACAUACAAAACAUACUACGAAACGGCCUACCAAACCUACAAAACAUACUACGAAACGGCCUACCAAACCUACAAAACAUACUACGAAAAGGCCUACCAAACCUACAAAACAUACUACGAAACGGCCUACUACAAAAAUAACUGACAAACCUACAACAAAAAAUCUUGCCAAGUGUAUAAAAAAAUCUGGGAAAAAGUCUCAUGCUGCUGCUGCUGCUGCUGCUACAGAAACAUAUGAAGAAAGUUCGGAACCAUCUAUUAAUGAAGAAGAUAUAAACGAAUAGUAAAACCAAAUGUAUCCUUCCUUGAUGACAUAGAACUCGACGAUAUGACAACAUGGUCGAAAGUUUCAAACAAAAGUAUGCCUGAAACUCGUAAUGCAGAAACUUCGAUUAAGAAGAGGAGUUACUAGUUUACCACGUUUUACUUUUUUAACUCAGAUAGGAUAAUUUUAUCAGUUUACACAGUUUUUGUACAAUGCAUUGCGUAUGGAUACGUUAAUAAAACAUGAAAUUUAUUACUACUCUUGAAAAAAACAUUCUAUGUGUCAUUUUAUGACGUAUAAAGUUCUUUGUGUUUCAAAAUUGUAAUAACAUUAAAAUGAGU
Messenger RNA from Centruroides sculpturatus (bark scorpion), 1303 nucleotides. RefSeq lists its product as uncharacterized. The transcript has 7 exons. The record is from RefSeq and is a predicted model, not a curated record. NCBI's taxonomy places the organism in Eukaryota, Metazoa, Arthropoda, Arachnida, Scorpiones, Buthidae. Bases 37 to 981 code for a protein of 314 amino acids.